Rhizoctonia solani is the source of this 1476-nucleotide messenger RNA. RefSeq names its product C2H2 zinc finger. The record is from RefSeq and is a predicted model, not a curated record. The transcript has 7 exons. The coding region runs from base 1 to 1476 and encodes 491 amino acids. Lineage: Eukaryota; Fungi; Basidiomycota; Agaricomycetes; Cantharellales; Ceratobasidiaceae.
AUGGAUACCUCCGAUGAAUCCUCAACAUCCAUGUACCGCCAGAAGGAGACUGGAGACUGGGACGAACGCUAUGGAGCACCCAUACGUCCACCUGUGAACGAAGACGGUCGUAAUGGAUCCUGCGACUCACGUGUUGUCCCAACAGCCGCUAGGCUACAGAGCAACGACCCACCUCCUACUAACCCUAGCCACGAUCAACCGAUCAGUUCCAAGCGCAAGUUUGUGAGCAUCUCAGUUCAGACAUCUCCUGUCGAAGAGGUCUGCCCGCCCCUCUGUCGCGACAACGGCAGCUCCAGCGGCAGCUCACCCGACCCGGAAACCGAUGAGGAGGGCCAUGCCAACAAGACCGGACUCAAGCGUGCCAGCUCGACUACAAGCAGCCAGACAUCCAAGAAGGCCAAGGUUGCCAAAUCAUCCACAUCGCCCACCAAGGCUCCGGCCGCGAAGCAACCCCGUCGCGAUACGAUCAUCUCUCUCGAUGGGGCCUCGCCCAAGCCUCGUUCCAUCUAUGCACCUUCUCCUACUCCUCUCCAAUGCACUUAUGUUUACCCGCGUGCCCUCGGCCCUCCCCGCCGGCCGAUGGAUCUCCGUCGCAACAAGGGUGCAAAGCCCAUGCCGGACAUUCCUGUGCUCUCUGAGCUCGCCCCCAAGGCCCCCACCGAUCCCAGUCCUUCCGCUCCUACUGGUGGUGCGGAACCUCAGGCUGAAGGUGCUCCAAUGGACGUUGAUGAUUCGUACGUGAUUACCCAUCGAUGCCCCAUCACUUUUUCUCGCGAGUUCGAAAUGCGUCGCCAUAUCCGGACGGUGCACAUUGCCGAGGAGGUUCGUGCUGUGGUCGAGGGUCGUCUUGCCCGAUCCGAUGCCAAGGUUAUCCCGGAGAACUGGGACGGCAAGAGCUUGAUUAGCAAGCCAACCUGCGCAGGGUGUGGUACUACCUUUUCCCGGCCGGAUGCGGUCCGUAGGCAUCAAACCGAGGUGAAUGCAAAGAUGGAGAAUGGUAUCUGUGUCGAGUGUCCUGGACCAAAGGUGCACAUUCGUCGAGGGCCCCGCAAGGACGUCCACUUGCCCACGCCUGAUGCCUCGCCGGCGCCACCAACGUUAGCCCCAGCACCAAUCCCUGCGCUCAUGAUGCCAAUGAGCACAGGGAUUGGCGCUGGGAGUCACGUCCCAAUCGCGCCUGCACCGGCUCCAGCCCCCGGCCCUCUGGUGAUUCCUGCGGCCGUCUCGAUGCCAGCUCCUUCAACUUUGGCUCCGGCCCCGGCCCCUAUUUCUGGUCUAGUUCCCAUCGCUCCAGCAGCCCCUGUCGUUGCCAUACCAUCUCUCCCCUCUGCCCCUCUCGUAUCUGGCGCUGGCGCCCCCAGCGACGCGGCACCCGCGCCAGUCGCUCCGGUCGUCGCCCCACAAGCCCCACCGGCUGCGAGAGAUCACGCUGAACUGGCUGAAGUCGAGCUAGAGAGCGAGGAUGAAUGUAACUAG